AACGACUCCAUAAUGAAACUUGAAUUAAGCCUCUUUUGAAGUAUGCAUGGGUAAACAUGCAGAAACAAAAUCCAGCUUUGUAUUCAGCCAAGGGAAGAUUUGUAGGAAGGUCAGUAUAGAAACUGGGACAGAUGGUCAGGAUUAGGCUCAACGCUCAUCUGACCACAAAACGCUAAGAUGUCCGCAACCAAGAGCAUUAACAACGAGCAAAGUCAAAACAAUCAGCAUGACCAGCCGGAUAAACCGUUUUUAUCGUUUUCAAUUGAGAACAUCUUAAGAAAAGAUUCGUUCGGCGCUCGCCGUUCCAACCCAGUCCAAAGUCGGAUAGCUUGCGUCCAUUCCAAGAAGACUUCUCAAAAUGACGCUACAGACAAAACAAAUGAAAGCAUCUUUGUGCGUUUACCUUGGCUAUCUUACACGAGAUACUGUCCACCUAAAAUACCACGAUCAAAAUCACGGAAAGGAACCCGCAAGCACAAACUAGACAGAAAUCCCCGAAUUCCAUUUUCCUCAAACCAACUGGCGGCGCUAGAGGCAAAGUUCGUCGAAUCACAUUACCUUUCGAGUUCAGAAGUGCGUCAACUUUCAACAUUACUUUCCGUUACGGAGCACAGGGUGAAGAUAUGGUUUCAGAAUCGUCGAGCUCGAGAAAAGAAAACUGCUGGAAGUCUUAAAGAAACUGAUGCCAUAGAGACUGAAUGAAACUCAAUGUUAAAUUGGUAACAAAAACCAUCUCCGAAGUGUGCAUCGACCUAAAUUUCGACGGCAGCUUCCCUUGGGAGAUUCGAACGAUAUCUUCAGUUUUUCAUUUUUUCGAACAAAGUGAGGAGAACAUCAAGUACCAUGUAUUUCGUUAGAUAAACUACUAGCUAUAAUAAACCUAGAUUUUUACUUUCUCUAAAGUACAGUAUUUAUUAAAUGUCGACAUUCUUAAUCGGUAGACUUAMGCAGUAUUAUUAUUUUAAGGUAAUUGUUCGUCACGAAAUGUAACUACAAAUUUCACCCAUCAAAUAAACGUUUUUAGCAAAACCUU
Molecule: messenger RNA, 1033 nt
Organism: Exaiptasia diaphana
Lineage: Eukaryota; Metazoa; Cnidaria; Anthozoa; Actiniaria; Aiptasiidae
Product: homeobox protein MSX-1
Exons: 2
Coding region: 178-702 (174 amino acids)
Biological process (GO): regulation of transcription by RNA polymerase II; embryonic morphogenesis
Cellular component (GO): nucleus
Molecular function (GO): DNA-binding transcription factor activity, RNA polymerase II-specific; RNA polymerase II transcription regulatory region sequence-specific DNA binding
Source: RefSeq, a predicted model, not a curated record